CUUCAGUUGAUAAUUUUUUGUUUAAGGCAAAAUCUUAAAUAUUUGGCACAUGGGAUUAGUUUAACAACUAAAUUAAGUAAUUUAAUUUUGAUUUUGUGAUUAAUUCAAUCAUCUAGAGUGGUUAUUUGUUCGUUUGUGUUUAUUGUUUAGGGUUUUAUUGUAAUUAAUUAGUGAAUUGAAAUGGUCGUUUCAAAGGUAACUAAAGAUGCUCUUUAUGAAGGAGUAAACCAAGUCCUAUUGGAAAGUAAAAGGAAUAAAAGACAUUUCCUUGAGACUGUCGAAUUACAAAUUGGUCUUAAAAAUUAUGAUCCCCAAAAGGAUAAGCGUUUCUCUGGUACCGUUAAGGUGAAACAUAUUCCUCGACCUCGAUUCCGAGUUUGUAUUCUUGGAGAUCAGCAACAUUGUGACGAAGCUGCUGCCAAUGGAUUGGAUGCUAAGAAUGCCGAUGAUUUGAAAAAGUUGAACAAGAACAAGAAAUUGGUUAAGAAAUUGGCCAAAGGUUAUGAUGCUUUCCUUGCUUCUGAAUCAUUGAUUAAACAAAUUCCUCGUCUCCUUGGUCCUGGUCUAAACAAAGCUGGUAAAUUUCCAGCGCUGUUGACUCACAAUGAAAGUAUGGUGGCUAAAGCUGAUGAAGUUAAGGCAACCAUCAAGUUCCAAAUGAAGAAGGUUUUAUGUUUGGCUGUAGCCAUUGGCCAUGUUCAAAUGACACCCGAUGAAUUGGCUCAAAACAUCAACUUAGGCGUCAACUUUUUGGUCUCUCUUCUCAAAAAGAAUUGGCAAAAUAUUAAAUCCCUACACAUCAAAUCAUCCAUGGGACCUCCAAUCAGACUCUAUUAAUUUAAGAAACGAAGAAUUUUGUUAUUAAGGUUUUCUAUUGCAAAUAUCUGUCAUUGUCUAGAGAAAAAAAAAGAGAUUGAAAGGUAACUGAAAGAAUAUUUGAUUGUCCAGUUACCUUUUUCUUCAAAUUAACCCAACUUAACAAAAUUCUAUUUUGUUUUGUGUCCCCUUUCGACAGUCAUUUGUAAUAAAAGCCUUAGAUGAAAAAAACCCAAUCAAA
Molecule: messenger RNA, 1057 nt
Organism: Panonychus citri (citrus red mite)
Lineage: Eukaryota; Metazoa; Arthropoda; Arachnida; Trombidiformes; Tetranychidae
Product: 60S ribosomal protein L10a-2-like
Exons: 1
Coding region: 181-837 (218 amino acids)
Biological process (GO): translation
Cellular component (GO): large ribosomal subunit
Molecular function (GO): structural constituent of ribosome; RNA binding
Source: RefSeq, a predicted model, not a curated record